AUAGGUUGCAGAUGCAGUGUGCUUCAUUCUCCAAACAAAGGUUGAGUGAGUGAAGUCUUUCCCGUCAAGAUCACAUUUCACAAACAAUUUUAGCAGUCAACAAUUUCUAUAACCAAUCAUGGAUCAAGCUGAAUUUCAACGCCUUCUCCAACUUUUCCCUUCUGUUCGUUCUCGUGAUUACACUGAAGAAUCAUCAUCAUCAUCCAGACAAUUAGCACCUGGAUCUGGAUCUCGAUCUGCACAGGAAGAGCUAAACGAAUGGCAUGAUGCAUGGAAUGAAAAUGAUAAGGAUUUUGAGAACCAAGGAACCAGCAAACAUGAUUCAUUUUGGAGCAAGCUGAAGUCAGAGGCUGCUAAAAAGGUUGGUACAGAAGAAGCAGAGAGAUUUUGCAAGGCAUUCCAACAAGUUCAUAAGAGACUGGUCAAUGAAGAGUUGAGUUUAGAUGUUGCUCGAAACUUCGUAAAGGCAUCCUAAUGUUGCAAAUAGUUAGUUACAUGCAUUCUUUUCGACAUUUCCUUGUGAUUCAACAUUCAGCCAUUGUAAUUCAUUUGAAGUGUAUCAAAGUAGUUGGCAAUUUACUUAUUUGUGACAUUUUGAGUAAAGCUGAUAUGGCAGCUGAUGUGAGAAUCCUAGACCAGUGAGUGUAUUAGAAUGGUAGAAAAUGUAUCAUGCAAAUGUGGCAGUUUCUUCUUACUCUUAUUUUUUAAAUAUGUUUAAAUCUGUAUGGUUCCACAACA
This is a messenger RNA of Trifolium pratense (red clover), 738 nucleotides long. RefSeq lists its product as uncharacterized. Lineage: Eukaryota; Viridiplantae; Streptophyta; Magnoliopsida; Fabales; Fabaceae. The transcript is spliced from 6 exons. The record is from RefSeq and is a predicted model, not a curated record. Bases 119 to 475 code for a protein of 118 amino acids.